UAGUUUCUUGGAAAGAAUUGAAAAAAUUAUCUAAACCGAUUUCGUAUAAACCCUAAACUUCUCUAUCGUAUUAAUUUAGUGGAAGUUUUCCUAAAAACAAAGUAUACAAUAACUCAUUAAUCAACUCUAACGCAUGGCUUCCGCAUUGAGAAAAGGAAUACAGAGAGGAUUUCAUGGGAGAGGAAGUAUUAAUGGAUGCUUACAUACAUUCUCAAGAUUCACCAAUGCUUUUGCUCUUCCACCAUCAAUGGACCCAAUGCCAUCUCCUCCUUUGACUCUACCGGAUGAUUUUCAUUCCGAAUUUUCCCGCCAUUUUCCGGGUUUUACCCCUGGUGGAGGAUCCAUGGAUCUUAUGGCUGUUCCCAAAAAGAAGGUUUCACGUCAUAAAAGAGGCAUUAGAAAUGGACCGAAAGCUUUGAAGCCUACUCCGGUUAUAAUCCGAUGCACGUGUUGCGGUCGUGUGAAGCUGCCACAUUUCUACUGUUGUGGUGGUCACAGGGAAGAUCCUGGAGAAAGAAGCGAUGCAGUCAAUUGAUAUUGCUCUUUGCUUCCAUAACUGAUAUCUUCUUCAUAAUCCUCUCUCUUUCUUAAAGAGUGAAAAUCAGAAGUUGCUAGAGUUUGAUGUACCCAUUAGCAUAUGCUUAAAUCACAUUUGGGUAUUUGGUCCUUUCGACACAACGAUGAAAUAUCACCUGAGUGCAUCACUUUUAUUCUCUGGCUUCGGAGUUUCUUUGUUGACAAAUUUGCUGGUAGACUGAUUUUGUAUUUUGGAGGGUUGAAGGAUACAGUAGAAAGUUUUUAGUUUAGUCUUUUGUUUGGUAAGUUUCAUGUUAUGAGAUGAAAAUGGAUAAAUUACAGCCUUGGUGGGUUUCUUUCAUAGUUUCAUGUAUUGUAAUUGGGUUUCUUUUUUUGUAGAAAGUAAUUAACUUGAAUUCUAUUGGUAGCUCUUCUUAUUAACAUGUAGGAGCUCUAGUUACAUGUAUGCACACUUAAUAAUAACUCUACAUACUGCUGGACUGCUGGUAGCUCUUCUUUGUAUGUGGUGAGCACUAAGGAUGCCUUGUCUCGUGUGAAAUCGAUAAGUAUAUUCUAAUGUUGAGUUUGAUUGGUUGCCUCCUCGGGACUCGUAUGAUUCAUGAAGUUGGAGGUUGAGCUAUUCAUAGUUAAUCAAAAAUAUGCAUUAUUGUAAGAAAAUUAGCAAUUAUUGUGAGUAGUUUUUUAAAAAUGUUUAAGGAGAACUAAUUUUGUAUUGGGAUGAGAUAUAGUUGAGAUUUUGCAAAUCAACUAAUAGGUCCUUUGCUUUGUAGUUUGUACAUAGGAAGUUUCAAGUCUGG
Amaranthus tricolor (Joseph's coat) is the source of this 1334-nucleotide messenger RNA. RefSeq lists its product as uncharacterized. Gene Ontology annotation, biological process: translation. The transcript is spliced from 3 exons. The record is from RefSeq and is a predicted model, not a curated record. Bases 134 to 535 code for a protein of 133 amino acids. Gene Ontology annotation, cellular component: mitochondrial large ribosomal subunit. Gene Ontology annotation, molecular function: structural constituent of ribosome. NCBI's taxonomy places the organism in Eukaryota, Viridiplantae, Streptophyta, Magnoliopsida, Caryophyllales, Amaranthaceae.